Molecule: messenger RNA, 1155 nt
Organism: Prunus mume (Japanese apricot)
Lineage: Eukaryota; Viridiplantae; Streptophyta; Magnoliopsida; Rosales; Rosaceae
Source: RefSeq, a predicted model, not a curated record
CCUCCUCCAUCUGACGAGGGCAAACCUGAAAGUUUCCCAUUGGGCAAUAAACAUUACGUUCAAAGCCAUUAUGGAAAAGGUCCUCCUCCAUCUGACGAGGGCAAACCUGAAAAACUCCCAUUUUCAAGUUACAGUCGAAAAACGUAUGGAAGUCCUCCAUCCGUUCAAAAACAUUAUGGAGGGGGCGUUAAACGUUACACUCAAAGACAGUAUAGAAGAGCUCCUCCUCCAUCUGACAAUCAACUACUCCAUUAUAAAGAGUUAGCUAUUUUCUUCUUCGAGAAGGACAUGAGCCCUGGCGCAACAAUGAAGUUCCAAUUCCCUAGAAAUUCAAACACGGCUACUUUCCUGUCACGCGAAAGUGCUCAAUCGAUCCCCUUCUCCUCUAACAAACUACCAGAAAUUUUCAACCAUUUUUCAGUGAAGCCAACAUCUGUGGAAGCCAAAACAAUUAAGGAAACAAUCGAAGAGUGUGAAGCUCCGGGCCUUAAGGGAGAGGAAAAAUAUUGCGCCACAUCUUUAGAAUCAAUGGUUGAUUUUAGCACUUCGAAGCUUGGAACAAGAAACGUUGAAGCAAUCUCGACGGAGGUAUUGGAAAGAGGAGCCACCAUGUCCAUGCACAACUAUACCACAAUGCCGGGACUGAAGAAGUUGGCAGGUGACAAAGUCGUUGUGUGUCAUAAGGAGAACUAUCCCUAUGCUGUGUAUUUCUGCCAUGCAAUAAAACAAACAGCAGCUUAUGUUCUCUCCCUGAAAGGCGAUGAUGGGGAGAAGGUUAAAGCAGUAACCAUCUGCCAUCUAGACACAUCAGAAUGGGACCCAGAGCAUUUGUCCUUCCAAAUCCUCAACGUUAAGCCCGGAACCGUUCCCAUCUGCCAUUUCAUUUCCACUGAUGCUAUUGCCUGGGUUCCAAAACACAAAUCUGCAUGAUCAUCACUUAGCACUGUACGUAUAAUUAUCUCCCUACUUAUUUCUGCCUCUUCAUCAUGUGGUGUAAGAUAUAUGAUGAGAUGAAGUUUUCAGGAUUAGUGGUCCGGUUGCCUAAAAAGCAUAGAUUACAGAAACUGCUUCAAAUUAACCCGAUCAUGUUUUCUCUUGUAAGACUUCAACUUGUACUCCGGAAGCAUGCUAUAUUUAUGAAGAGAUAUUAGUCUA